This is a messenger RNA of Radiomyces spectabilis, 2829 nucleotides long. RefSeq lists its product as uncharacterized. The transcript is spliced from 7 exons. Gene Ontology annotation, cellular component: nucleus; cytoplasm. Gene Ontology annotation, molecular function: ATP binding; protein serine/threonine kinase activity; protein tyrosine kinase activity. Gene Ontology annotation, biological process: peptidyl-threonine phosphorylation; peptidyl-serine phosphorylation. NCBI's taxonomy places the organism in Eukaryota, Fungi, Mucoromycota, Mucoromycetes, Mucorales, Radiomycetaceae. The record is from RefSeq and is a predicted model, not a curated record. The coding region runs from base 1 to 2829 and encodes 942 amino acids.
AUGCUAACCCAAGACACAAACUAUAUCGGUAUUACCAUCCACGAUCAGGACGACGCACCUAAACCCCACCUUAGUCCUCCGCACAACUCCAUUCCUCCUCCUCCACCACCUCCCGAUUAUCGUCAUUCUUUUCACGGCUUUGUUAACCGCACGAGAUACCAUCAACGCACAAAGUCAACUCACCUACAAUCUCCCACAACGUCCGAAACUCAGCCUCACAGUAAUGCUACUACUUCGUUGUCUCGUCAUGCUUCCGUUACACUACCUACUAUCAACACUCACCACUUGCCUAAUCCUAAACCGUCUUUUUCUGCAACCACUUCCACCUCACUCGCCAACUCUCCUCACUCUCCUCGCUACCAAAUGACGCCCACCUCGCUCAAAAAUACGUCUCCGCACCUCUUACCUUGCUCCAAUUCACCUAUGCGGUCCACCUCCGUCGCUAUACCAGAAGAACCGGCAUAUGAUGUAUCUCCAGCCCACCCUUCUCCAUCAGAAUACUCGGGAGCUUUUCGGAAAGUGCGUCACAACAGUCUUCAACCACCACUCUACAAUCGAUAUUUACCUCGUAUCAAUCCUUUGAUUUCAUUAACGCAACGUCUGAAUACCACGUAUCGAGCGUGUAAUGUCGGCUUUCAGUACAGCUCCACCCGCAAUCCUCGUCGAGUGUUGACCAAGCCUAGUAAAUCAUGUGGCAAUGAUGGUUACGAUAACGAAGAUUUUGACUACAUCUUAUACGUCAAUGAUAUCCUGGGGAAUGCAGAAGGUCACAAAUAUAUCAUUCUAGAUGUGCUGGGAGCGGGGACGUUCGGUCAAGUGGUUAAGUGCCGGAACAUGAAAACGCAGGAAAUGUUGGCUGUCAAAGUGGUCAAGAAUAAACCAGCCUAUUUCCAACAAAGUAUGAUGGAAGUGGCCAUUUUGAAGACGAAUCAGUUUCGAGGAUUAUCAACGAACCUCGUACGCGUUUUUACGGCGCAAAUCCUCGACGCGUUGACGGUACUAAACGAGGCUCGUAUAAUUCAUUGUGAUCUAAAGCCCGAGAAUAUCUUGUUGAAAAAUCUAGAAACACCUACGAUCAAAGUCAUUGAUUUUGGUUCAGCAUGCGAAGAGAUGCGAACCACCUAUACCUACAUUCAGUCACGAUUUUACCGCUCCCCUGAAGUGCUUCUCGGAUUGCCUUAUACCAGCGCUAUCGAUAUGUGGUCACUUGGAUGCAUUGCCACCGAACUUUUCCUAGGCUUACCGUUGUUUCCCGGUAGUUCAGAGUACAACCAAAUAUCGCGUAUUGUCGAAAUGCUUGGAGAACAAGGGAAAACGGAACAACCGUCCAAGCGCUACUUUUCAGCAAAGACUCUUUCAGAACUCAUUCUCAGCUAUCCAAUGAUUCGUAAAGAAUCUUUAACGUCCAAAGAGGUUGAAAAAGAAAAGCAAACGCGAUUAGCCUUUAUCGACUUUUUGCAAGGUUUACUCAAUUUGAAUCAUUUUGAACGAUGGUCGCCUCAGCAAGCGAAGCAGCAUCCUUUUAUUACCGGAGAGCCAUUUAUAGCACCAUUCAAACCACCUUACAUUCCGCGACAGGAACCCACCAUGACCAACCUGUCUUCACCCGUCACCAAUCCCAUCCCUUAUUCCGAUCCCAAUCACGUUAAUAUCAUGGUGCACCACUCGGCGCCCGCGCAACAGCCCCCUCCGCCCAUGAAAGGUUACGCUUCGCAACCGUUCAUGUCGCCUACCUUUCCCAAUUUGCCCGAAUUCCAACAGUCCGCAUCGCGGCCGAUGGGGACCUCAUCAUCUUCUCACGCUCCUCCGAAUCCUAAUCUUCAUCAUCAGCCGCUUGGAUCCUACACAGGUUUGCCGUUUCCACGCGUUCUUGACCCUCCCGAACCCAUCCGGGAGCAUGACACCGAAGAUCGAUUUUCGUCGGCAACGAUGAAAUCUGUCAAUUUAUCGCCGAUCCUCCCUUCCUCCGGGUCAGCGCCCCAUGGGGCUGGUCGUCCAAGGGCCAACACCGUAGGCACCAUGCAUAUGUCUUGGUCUCCUCGCGAGAGACCGUUUUUGAGAAAUCAUGCGGCACCGGUCAAUGAACAUCAUUUAUCCAUCCACAGUCAUCGCAAAGACAAUUUAUACGGUAACUUUGCGUAUGCUGGUCAUCCUUCCUCCAUUCCGUCGUCCACACAACAUCUUCACUUACCUACCUCGUCUACUUCUCACACGCACCAAGAGACGCUUUUCCCUGAUCAUUCGCAUUGGGGUUACAGCGAUUUUCAAGGCAUUCAAGUGGACACAGCUCCUCGCGAUGCAAACCAUGUUCCCUCAUCUACCUUGCAGAGUACGGCGUUACAUCCGUCGGAUUUUAUGCAUGAUAAUCCCAGCUUGGAUUCCGAUGAUCCGCAACUCACCUUGCCUGUCAGCAUGCAAGAUACCUACACCGAUCAUGGUAGUUGGAAUUCAAAAUCAAUGUCACGCGUGAUAGAUUUGGAACGCGAUGGUGACUGGAAGGAUGACAGUAUACCUCGACGGUCAUUUCACCGACGCAGUAACAGCAGUGUCCGAUUCUCGGAUAUUGCCCUACCGUCAUCCUCGGGCGCUCGAUCCAGUGUUGCAAGCAAUGUGGCGAGUCUUCAUCGUCGGGUGCGAGGUCAUCCAAUGCCAUUUAGACAGGACUUGGAAUGGGAUGGCGUUCACAGCAUGCCUGUAGAACAACUCUUACCCACCGUAUCUAUUGCACCCACCUCAUCCGCUUCCUCUCGGUCCUCUCAACUCCCUAUUGACUUGGAUGACCACAGAAGAAAAUGGAAAGACGAGAAAGAUGGAUGGAUGAUUGCUUAA